Molecule: messenger RNA, 456 nt
Organism: Gongylonema pulchrum
Lineage: Eukaryota; Metazoa; Nematoda; Chromadorea; Rhabditida; Gongylonematidae
Source: the annotation of a GenBank genome assembly
AUGUCUACGCUACGCUUAGAUGCUCUAGCAGCGCCAGCGCAAUCAUCGUCACAGCCUGUAACAGUGAAUCCUACGCCAGCCAAUGUUAUUUCUCCACAAAUUCGCCAAACACAGCCACUUCCUGUACAGCCACCGCUACCCAUCGAACAGAAUUCGUACUGUGAUAUUACGCCACCAUCAGCACUAAGUAUGCUUCCGAGCGGUGCUGCUCGAGAUGCUCAGGGAGAUCCCUGUCCAUGGUUAAAUCAGAAUUAUAAUUUGGAUGUGAUCCGGCUGCCCUCCACGCCAAUGUCUGAUCACUGGUGUUCAAUAUCAUAUUACGAAUUGGAUACGCAAAUCGGUGAAGCAUUUCGAGUGCGAAAAGACCAAACUGAAGUGAGUGGUUUUUUUUUCUUCUCUGGGAAGUAUGCAUUCUGCAGGUCUUGCCUUUUUGUUUUUUUUUUAAGAAAUUACUAA